AUGAAUGUACGGUCAGCGAUCGACUUAGACCUGAAUCAACGGCCAGAAAUCCUCGUCGCGAUCGAGGAGAGCUUAUCGCGAUGCCUCGUCCAAUCAGAUCUCGAGGGCGUGCCUGGGGUCGGGCCGAAGCAAGAGGGGAAGGUUCGGGACGUGUACACUGCCAAGCCUGCGGCAGGUUCGGCGGCGAGUAGCGACAGCAACAGCAACACGGACGAAGAACUGCUUGUGGUGGUAACCACAGAUCGUCAAAGCGCGUUCGACCGGAUUCUCGCGUCCGUACCGUUCAAAGGGCAGGUGCUGAACCAGACCAGCGCGUGGUGGUUCGAGCAGACGGCACCCAUCGUACCCAACGCCUUCCUCUCUUCGCCCGAUCCCAACGUCACCAUCUUCCGGAAAUGCAAAGUCUUCCCCGUCGAGUUUGUCGUGCGUGGAUACAUCACGGGCACCACCAGUACGUCCCUGUGGACCGUAUACAGCGAUGGGGCUCGGUCCUACUGCGGGAACGACCUGCCUGAAGGUCUGUGCAAGAACGACCGCCUAUCAGCCAACAUUCUGACCCCCACCACCAAGGCAGCCGAUCACGACGAGCCAGUCACACCAGAGGAGAUCGUCUUGCGCGGGCUCAUGACCCGGGAGGAGUUUGAGACCACCAGGGACUUGGCUCUAAAGCUGUUUGCUUUCGGGCAGCAGGUGGCGGGGGAGCACGGGCUGAUUCUUGUGGAUACGAAAUACGAGUUUGGGAAGGAUUCUGACGGCAACAUUCGACUCAUUGAUGAGCUGUUUGCGUUCGGACAGCAGGUGGCAGGGCAGCAUGGGCUCAUUCUUGUGGAUACAAAAUACGAGUUUGGGAAGGAUUUGGAGGGCAACAUCCGAAUAAUAGAUGAGCUUGAGAUGACCCGGGACUUGGCGGUGAAGCUGUUGGCAUUUAGACAGCAGGUGGCGGGGGAGCAAGGGCUCAUUCUGGUGGAUACCAAGUACGAAUUUGGGAAAGAUUCAGAUGGGAACAUGUCACUGUAA
Molecule: messenger RNA, 1017 nt
Organism: Closterium sp. NIES-65
Lineage: Eukaryota; Viridiplantae; Streptophyta; Zygnematophyceae; Desmidiales; Closteriaceae
Source: the annotation of a GenBank genome assembly